AUGAGCCCGACGGCCGCGCAAAAGGUCAACCCCGCCACUGAAGAAAUGGAGGGUCACAUUACUCUGAGGAGGACUAUUCCAUUUAAAGUUCCUGCUAUUGGCAAACAGCCAGACCCACCCGGUUCAGAGGUUGACAGACCGGCCAGGUUCAGAGCUAGAGCUGCCUGGUUCAGAGGUAGACCCGUCGGGCUCAGAGGGGUGAACACAUCCAUAAGUUGUGUAGGCUCCCCCAUCGUGCUGCCCAUCCUGCAGCGGCGCUGA
Molecule: messenger RNA, 261 nt
Organism: Knipowitschia caucasica
Lineage: Eukaryota; Metazoa; Chordata; Actinopteri; Gobiiformes; Gobiidae
Source: the annotation of a GenBank genome assembly